This is a messenger RNA of Phoenix dactylifera (date palm), 777 nucleotides long. Its product is annotated as tubulin-folding cofactor A-like. Lineage: Eukaryota; Viridiplantae; Streptophyta; Magnoliopsida; Arecales; Arecaceae. Gene Ontology annotation, cellular component: microtubule cytoskeleton; cytosol. Gene Ontology annotation, molecular function: beta-tubulin binding. The record is from RefSeq and is a predicted model, not a curated record. Gene Ontology annotation, biological process: tubulin complex assembly; post-chaperonin tubulin folding pathway.
CUACACGGUGUCACGCCGUCUUAGUCGUGUCGGCUUUGGUUCCAUACCCAACACGUGGAAGGAUCAGCCUAGGGUCGACAACCUCCUGCGGCGAACUUCUCCGGCGCCUUGAACUCUCCUUCCGGCACCUCUGCCUCCCUCUCCUCCGUUCACUUCCGUCUCUGUGGCUCCUCCACCCAUCCUCAUCGCCGGCGACUAUCUCCUCCGGCUUCAUCAAGAGAAGUUCAAUAUGGCUACCCUUAGAAAUCUGAAAAUCAAGGCAGCUACCUGCAAGCGCGUUCUUAAGGAGCUUCAUUCUUACGAGAAAGAGGUUGAGAAAGAAGCUGCAAAAACUGCAGACAUGAAGGAGAAAUGUGCUGACCCUUAUGAUCUUAAGCAGCAGGAGAAUGUGUUGGCAGAGUCAAGGAUGAUGGUUCCUGAUUGCCACAAACGACUGGAAGCUGCACUUGCAGACUUAAAAGGAAUAUUGGCUGAGUUGAAGGAGUCGAACCAGCAAGGCAUUGAAAUUGAGGAAGCUGAUAAUAUCAUUACAGAAGUUGAGGCAUUAUUUCAAACAGCAGAGGAUUAGAAGUUAAAAAUGAAAUGAAAAUGUUGUGAUAUUUGAUGUUCUGGUAUAUGGGCUGCUCCAUAUAUACUGAAAGCUUUUUAAUGAAUGCUGGUCAUGUCGGCUGCUGGAUCUUUGUAGUUAUCCAAUUUUACCAGGAAUAUGUUAGUAACUUCCUUUUGAAAUCUUUUUAUGUUAGUUUGACAUUAUCUGAAAUUAUUUUUGCCCUCCUA